AUGGAUGCCUCUCUGCGCAACACAGAAGCGCUGAAAAGCAGAAUCGAUUAUCUUCAAAACAAUCUUGCAAGACGAUUCGAAAACCUCAUCAGCCUUGCAACCAUUCAACGCGGAGACCGAGCGGACUCUGCCGUCACACAGUAUUCCAUGAAGACCGAGACGGCAGGCUUGAUCCGUGCCGCCGAAGAGAUUCAAACGCUCAUCCGCCAGAUGCAGGAGAUGUGGCUCUUCGGUCGCUUGAGCACGCUUGAGGACUCCAAGGCCAAGGCAGAAGUCGAUGAAACUGCGAAAGAGGUAGCGGAGCUGGUCCGCAAAUUGACAGAGGCAAGCGAGACGCCAGACAAUGUCGAGUCUGACGCAAAGGACGUGGAGAUGGAGAUUUGA
Messenger RNA from Ramularia collo-cygni, 384 nucleotides. RefSeq lists its product as uncharacterized. Gene Ontology annotation, molecular function: transcription coregulator activity. Lineage: Eukaryota; Fungi; Ascomycota; Dothideomycetes; Mycosphaerellales; Mycosphaerellaceae. Gene Ontology annotation, cellular component: mediator complex. Bases 1 to 384 code for a protein of 127 amino acids. The record is from RefSeq and is a predicted model, not a curated record. Gene Ontology annotation, biological process: regulation of transcription by RNA polymerase II. The transcript has 3 exons.